AUGGUAGAUGCCCAGAAAGCCUGUGCAUUGAAGCAUCUUGAUGAUGGUGGUAGAUUCCUCCACACAUCUCAUGCAGAGAAGCCAGAAAGUAUAUACAACAAUCCUCAUCUCUAUCUGAAAAUGUCCCCAUGGCUAUUCCCAUAUGGCUUAGGUGGCAUUGGAGGCACGCGAUUAUCAUUGAGUAAGUUGUCCGAUGAAAAACAUAAAUCAUUAUUGAUGAUGUACCAUGACAAACGGUUCCAGACUGAUCUGUCCUUUCCAUUUAUUGCAUUCAGCCAUGAACAAGUCAAAGCAGGUACCACACAAUCUUACAUUGUGGCUAACUCAAAAAAGUUUGACAAUAUUGCAUCCCAGAUGCUAUCUAUUGAUAAGCAAACUUUGGAAGAUCUUGCCACGUGA
Lentinula edodes (shiitake mushroom) is the source of this 399-nucleotide messenger RNA. RefSeq lists its product as uncharacterized. The record is from RefSeq and is a predicted model, not a curated record. The transcript has a single exon. Lineage: Eukaryota; Fungi; Basidiomycota; Agaricomycetes; Agaricales; Omphalotaceae. Bases 1 to 399 code for a protein of 132 amino acids.